Messenger RNA from Xyrauchen texanus (razorback sucker), 1073 nucleotides. RefSeq names its product prefoldin subunit 2-like. The coding region runs from base 38 to 520 and encodes 160 amino acids. Gene Ontology annotation, cellular component: cytoplasm; prefoldin complex. Lineage: Eukaryota; Metazoa; Chordata; Actinopteri; Cypriniformes; Catostomidae. The record is from RefSeq and is a predicted model, not a curated record. Gene Ontology annotation, molecular function: protein folding chaperone. The transcript has 4 exons. Gene Ontology annotation, biological process: protein folding.
CCAUUACUGUUCCGCAGAGACCUGUACUUGGUUCAUCAUGGCAGCGAACAGUAGCAACAACACGAGCAGUAAAAGCGGCGGAAAGCAAUCAGCUCCCUCCGCCGAGCAGGUGGUGGCUACUUUUCAGAGGAUGCGACAGGAACAGCGCAGUAUGGCUUCUAAAGCUGCAGAGUUUGAGAUGGAGAUCAAUGAACACAGCCUUGUCAUUGACACACUAAAGGAAGUAGAUCCCUCACGAAAGUGCUUUCGUUUAGUCGGGGGUGUGCUGUUGGAGAGGACCGUCAAAGAAGUUUUGCCUGCUUUAGAAAACAACAAAGAACAGAUUUCAAAUAUUGUGGAGUCGCUUAACACACAGAUGCAGGCUAAGGGGAGGGAACUGACGGAAUACCGUGAACGUUACAACAUCCGAUUAGUCGGAGAGGAUGACAAACAGGGCAAAGCGGAUGCCAGUCAAGCCAAAGAGAGUGAAGGAGGAGGAGGAGGAGGGUCCAAAGGUGGCGCUGGAGUGCUUGUCUCUUAGUGGAUGUGUUCCUUAAUAACUAAUUAGGAAUUGUGCUUGUUGGCACUUUAAUACACAGGGAGAGAUUGAGAGAACAUGUUUCUUGUUUAGUCUUACAGAUGCCAGUUAUUAUACACAAAAGAGAGUGAAAGUCUUAGUUUCAGUUAAGUGAAAAAAUUUUGUAUGCUUUUUUUAUUCUCAUCAUUUGACAGCAGUUGAUCUUAGCAAAAUAAAAAUCAUCAUUGAGCAAAACAAAAUUGAAGAGUUUAAAGAGUCAAUUUGUUGCCUUUUGAUUCAGUUUAUUACAACUAACAGUCAAAAGAAAAAAACAUGUCUUAGUUGAAGUGCAUAAAUUCACCUGAACUUAACAUAUUUGGCUCAGAAUCUGGACUUUUUCAACUUCUGCUUUCGGGAAGAAAUUGUGUUUAGUUGUUGGUGCCAUUUUGACUGAAAUUACCAUAACGACCACUGACUUUCUUGUAACAUGGACCUCUGACCCCCAUCAUUGAUCACAUCAUGGACAAGAUUUGUUUUGUUAUUAUGGUUGUUUUGGUUAAUUAAAAAUACAAAAUUG